CUCAAAUUAAAGAAACCGUAGAAGAAGACGCAGACGGCAAAGACGCUGUCAUCUGUACCGCUGGGAGAGUCGUAUACUUGCAGAAACGAUGGUACUGAGGGAGGUACCAGCUGAGAAUAUUGCCCGUCCUCUGGGUAGGAACGAGGUCAUCGGGCUCCUCUUCCGCCUCACCAUAUUUGGCGCUGUCACCUACUUCACUAUCAAAUGGAUGGUGGACGCCAUCGACCCCACCAGGAAGCAGAAAGUGGAGGCUCAGAAACAGGCCGAGAAGCUGAUGCGUCAGAUUGGUGUUAAAAAUGUGAAGCUGUCAGAGUACGAGAUGAGCAUCGCCGCUCACCUAGUGGACCCGUUAAGCAUGCAGAUCACAUGGAGGGACAUCGCAGGUCUGGAUGAGGUGAUCACAGAGUUAAAGGAGACAGUGAUCUUACCUGUUCAGAAGAGACACCUGUUUCAGGGAUCCAGGCUGCUGCAGCCCCCCAAAGGCGUGCUGCUGUACGGACCCCCCGGAUGUGGUAAAACACUGAUUGCCAAGGCGACUGCCAAAGAGGCGGGGUUUCGUUUCAUUAACCUGCAGCCAAGCACUCUGACAGACAAAUGGUACGGAGAGUCCCAGAAACUUGCCGCUGCUGUGUUCUCAUUGGCUGUCAAACUGCAGCCCGCAGUCAUCUUCAUCGACGAGAUAGACUCGUUCCUGAGGAGUCGCUCCAGCUCGGACCACGAAGCCACCGCCAUGAUGAAGGCUCAGUUUAUGAGUCUGUGGGACGGCCUGGACACGGACCAUCACUGCCAGGUGAUCAUCAUGGGAGCCACCAAUCGUCCUCAGGACCUGGACUCUGCUAUCCUGAGGAGGAUGCCCACCAGGUUCCACAUCAACCAGCCUAGUGUGAGGCAGCGCGAGCAGAUCCUCAGACUGAUCCUGGAGAACGAGAGAGUAGACUCAUCGAUUAACCUCAGUGACAUCGCCAAGGAAACAGAUGGCUUCUCAGGAAGUGACCUCAGAGAGAUGUGUCGCGAUGCGGCACUGCUGUGUGUCCGAGACUUUGUCCACACUCAGAAUGACAGUGCUUCAGACGACUUCAUCCGCCCGAUCCAUCAGGAUGACCUCCAGAAGGCCAUCGGCAAAAUGAAGAAGUCCAAGACUGCGGGCGGGCACGGCGCCCUGCUGCACGCUGCUCUGGACUAAACGCACCUGAACGCGCACUGAUCACACGAUGACCUCAGCUCAGCCUGCAACCGCGGCUAUUUCCCGCCCCCUCAUGUGCCACUGCUUCCUGUUUGUCCUUCAGUCAGCUGACUGGCUGAUGGUGGCGGGCUUUUUUUUGUCUUUUUCUUAGAAUCAGGAAAUCCAAAAUAAAAGUUGUUUGUAAGUCAGAGAUCACGGUCACGCCUGCUCGCGGUUCGCUCCCACACCAUGUUCCACCUUUAACAGCCGCUGCUCUUCCAGGGUUUAAAAUCCGCACUUAUCCCAUGGCGUCAAAAGCUGCUGACAUCAAAUACACGGUAUCCAGCGGUGCCUUGAUGCAGCAGCUGCAGGAAUAAAGUCUGAAUACAGAGGGAAGGGGCGGCAGUGAUGUAAGUCAGAAGACAGCGGUUUGCCUCGCUGGUUUAGUUUGGGUGCUGAAACGGUGAGAAGAAGAUGGUGGGCUGAACUCAGGACUGCCACAGCGUGAACUCUGCGUGGGAACAAAUGAGGCCUUUAUGGCAGCCGGUGUGUUCAAACGUGAUUUCCUGAGAGCAAGAGCAGCCUUUCAGACCCACAGGCCCUUUUAGAGGAGCUUUUAUUGUGAAAUUCUUCCCAAACCGAUUAAAAUAAGUCAAGGAAUGAUCAGUAAGAUGAUCCAUAAAUUACACAAUAGGCUAGAAUAAACUAGAUUUUACAGGUGUGAUUUUUU
Messenger RNA from Archocentrus centrarchus (flier cichlid), 1892 nucleotides. RefSeq names its product ATPase family AAA domain containing 1b (gene atad1b). Gene Ontology annotation, biological process: extraction of mislocalized protein from mitochondrial outer membrane. The record is from RefSeq and is a predicted model, not a curated record. Lineage: Eukaryota; Metazoa; Chordata; Actinopteri; Cichliformes; Cichlidae. The coding region runs from base 89 to 1183 and encodes 364 amino acids. Gene Ontology annotation, molecular function: ATP hydrolysis activity; ATP binding. Gene Ontology annotation, cellular component: mitochondrial outer membrane. The transcript has 10 exons.